AUGAUUUUUAUUAACUUUAAACAUUUUAUUAUAAUUUUAAAUAUAUUAAAAGUAAUUUUUAUUUAUUCUAAGGAAGAAAAUUUAUCAAAAUAUGCCAAUAUUCAUAAGGUUAUAAAAAGAUCUUUACUGUUAAAUGAAAACGAAAGUGAAAAUAGUGAAAAUGAUAUUCAUUUGAGCUGUAUAAGAAGUAAAAGUAAUUUAUUUAUUAGAAAACCAACCAGAAGAAACAUUAUUAAAGUUACCAGUAGACCAAUAAUAAAUACAAUAAUAAGGAAAACAACAAAAAGAAUUAUAUUUACUACUAGAAGACCAAUUAUUCACAGCAUUCAAACAAAAUCUCAUCUUCCUAGAGUUCAAUUAACAACUAAACCUUAUCUUCCUAGAAUAAGAUUUACAACCAAAUCUUAUCUUCCUAGAAUAAGAUUUACAACCAAAUCUUAUCUUCCUAGAAUAAGAUUAACAACUAAACCAUAUCUUCCUAGAAUAAGAUUAACAACAAAAUCAUAUCUUCCUAGAAUAAAAUUAACAACAAAAUCUCCUUCACCUACAAUUAAAUUAACAACAAAAUCUCCUUCACCUACAAUUGAAUUAACAACAAACAAUUUGAUAAGAAUAUUAACGACAACCAUGAGACCAAUUAUUACGACAACCAUGAUACCAAUUAUUACGACAACAAGAUCACCUAUAAUCAUUGUACCCCCUACAACUAUAACAUUUAUAACAACUAAACAAUUUAUAACAAGUAUAAAACCAACAACUGAAAAGUCAACGGUUGGAAGUUUUACAAUUGGAGGAGGAGUAACUUCUGCAACAAUUAGAAAAAAAACUAAAACUAAAAAUAAAACUAAAAAUAAAAAUAAAACUAAAACUAAAAAUAAAACUAAAGCUUCAACUAAAACUUCAACUAAAACUUCAACUGUAACUUCAACUGUAACUUCGACUGUAACUUCAACUGCAACUUCAACUGCUACAGCAGGUCCAACAGAUUAUGUAAAUGCUUACUGA
Messenger RNA from Strongyloides ratti, 1005 nucleotides. RefSeq lists its product as hypothetical. The record is from RefSeq and is a predicted model, not a curated record. NCBI's taxonomy places the organism in Eukaryota, Metazoa, Nematoda, Chromadorea, Rhabditida, Strongyloididae. The transcript has a single exon. The coding region runs from base 1 to 1005 and encodes 334 amino acids.